Molecule: messenger RNA, 813 nt
Organism: Rubroshorea leprosula
Lineage: Eukaryota; Viridiplantae; Streptophyta; Magnoliopsida; Malvales; Dipterocarpaceae
Source: the annotation of a GenBank genome assembly
CUUUUACAGCACAACAAAAUCCCAAAGAAUCAGAUAUUGGGUUAGGAUUUUAAGUAGAAAAUGUGUUGAUGCAGUAAUCCCAACCACUACAUGAAUCAAGAUCGGCAAAACAUGAAUAAAGAUAGUGAGAAGAAAAAGAUGAUGCAUAGGGAUACUGAACGCCAAAGGAGGCAAGAAAUGGCUGCCCUCUGUGCUUCCCUUCGUUCUCUUCUCCCUCUGGAGUACAUCAAGGGAAAAAGGGCAGUAUCUGAACAUGUAGAUGGGGCAGUGAAUCACAUAAAGGAUUUACAGAAGAGGACUGAGGAACUGAGUGCGAAGAGAGAUGAGCUAAAGAAGUUAUCUGGUUUUGAAGAGGCACGCUCAAGAAACUCCCUUCCUACUUCAGCUGUUGUUAAGCCUUGCUUCGGUGGUUUUGAAGUUGUGAUCAGUACUGGAAUUGGAGUUCAGGCUUUGAGACUGUCGAGGGUGCUUAAACUUCUGCUCGAGGAAGGACUUGAUGUUGUUAAUUGCAUUUCCACCAAAGUUGAUGGAGGAUUCAUUCAUACAAUCCAAUCUCAGGUGAUUAACGAUCUAACAUCUGUGGAUCCAUAUACGUUGCAACAGAAAUUAAAUGAAGACGUUCCGUCAUCUAGCUAGUAGGUUUUCAGAGUAACCAGUUCAGUCCUAUUAGCUCCCUCACGCCAUUUGAUUUGAUGCAGGAGUAGGAUUGGCUUUUUUUUUGCUUGAUGAUGAUUAAUACAAUUCCAUUUGCAGGUAACCAAUAUCUUGAUUGUUGAAAAAUCUUUGUGGAAUUAAUGAAAAUGGUCGAUUGUA